Podarcis muralis (Common wall lizard) is the source of this 2244-nucleotide messenger RNA. Lineage: Eukaryota; Metazoa; Chordata; Lepidosauria; Squamata; Lacertidae. The record is from RefSeq and is a predicted model, not a curated record.
AAUGCUCCCUUCUACAUGACUUGCAGUCAAAACCCUAUGGAAUUAACUAGUAUUUCUAUAUUUUAUUUUCAUCAGGUGGUUGGUGUGGCACAAGCAAUCAACAAGAAGUCUGGUGGUGGAGGAAUAUUCACUGAGCAAGAUGAGAAGGAUUUUGCUGCAUAUCUGGCUUUUUGUGGAAUUGUUCUUCACAACGCACAGCUGUAUGAGACGUCCCUGUUGGAAAACAGACGUAACCAGGUUCUCCUCGAUCUUGCCAGCUUAAUAUUUGAAGAGCAGCAAUCUUUAGAAGUGAUUUUGAAGAAGAUAGCUGCCACCAUAAUCACCUUUAUGCAGGUGCAGAAGUGCACCAUUUUCAUCGUGGACGAAGACAGCUCGGAUCCCUUUUCCAGCGUCUUUCACAUGGAAUCUGAGGAAUUAGAAAAUUCAAGUGAGACUCACAAAAGAAACUAUGAUACAAACCAAAUUAAUUAUAUGUAUGCUCAAUACGUGAAGAAUACCAUGGAGCCUCUUAACAUUUCAGAUAUUCGCCAAGACAAAAGAUUUCCUUGGACAAAUGAAAAUGCAGAUAGUAAAAACCAGAAUAUAGAAAGUUUGCUAUGCACGCCAAUUAAAAACGGAAAGAAGAAUAAAGUAAUAGGAGUCUGUCAACUUGCAAAUAAGAUGGAAGAAAAUUCAGGCAAAAUAAAGGCUUUCAACAGAAAUGACGAGCAGUUUCUGGAAGCUUUUGUCAUCUUCUGCGGCUUGGGUAUCCAGAACACACAGAUGUAUGAAACUGUGGAAAGAGCUAUGGCAAAGCAGAUGGUGACAUUAGAGGUCCUUUCUUACCAUGCUUCAGCUGCUGAAGAUGAAACAAGGGAACUUCAGGCUGCUGUUGUGCCAUCUGCGCAAUCUCUCAAGCUCACCGACUUCUACUUCAGUGACUUUGAGCUGUCAGAUAUGGAAACCUCCCUGUGUACAAUUCGGAUGUUCACUGAUCUUAACCUUGUGCAGAAUUUCCAAAUGAAACACGAGGUCCUUUGCAGAUGGAUUUUGAGCGUGAGGAAAAAUUACCGGAAAAAUGUUGCGUAUCAUAAUUGGAGGCAUGCUUUCAACACUGCCCAGUGCAUGUUUGCUGCUUUGAAGUCAGGGAAAAUCCAGAGCAAGCUUACGGACGUUGAGGUGCUUUCUCUGCUGAUCGCGGCACUGAGCCAUGACCUGGACCACAGAGGUGUGAACAACUCUUACAUACAGAGAAGUGAACACCCCCUUGCCCAGCUGUAUUGCCACUCAAUCAUGGAGCAUCACCAUUUUGAUCAGUGCCUGAUGAUCCUGAAUACCCCGGGCAACCAGAUUCUCAGCGGCCUUUCUGUUGAGGAAUACAAGGCUACUGUGAAAAUGAUCAAACAAGCUAUUCUGGCCACAGAUCUUGCACUGUACAUUAAGAGAAGAGGAGAGUUUUUUGACCUUCUGAGAAUGAAACAGUUUAACCUGGAAGACCCUUAUCAAAAGGAGCUAUUUUUGGCAAUGCUGAUGACCGCGUGUGAUUUGUCAGCAAUAACAAAGCCGUGGCCUGUUCAGCAACGGAUAGCUGAACUUGUAGCUACAGAAUUCUUUGACCAAGGUGACAAGGAGAGAAAAGAACUCAAUAUAGAACCAACAGAUUUAAUGAACCGUGAAAAGAAAAACAAAAUCCCCAGCAUGCAAGUUGGAUUCAUUGAUGCCAUCUGCUUGCAGCUCUAUGAGGCGAUGACACACGUCUCAGAAGCCUGCUAUCCUUUGCUGGAGGGCUGCAGAAAGAACAGGCAGAAAUGGCAGGCAUUAGCCGAACAGCAAGAAACAAACCUGAUCAAUGGAGAAAGCAAUCAGCCCAAACGGAACUGAGAUAGCACUUCGUUAGGAAUGCUGGUUUACAAAGAAGCUAUUUAUAUAUAGUGAUUUGGAGAUACUUAAAUGUUUUGCUAGACACUGUACGAAAUAGGUGUAUAAUUUGCCACUGCUGUAUUUUAAAAGAACAAGGAGACAUAUAUUUUUGCACAGCAUUCGGAAGCGUAACAUAAAUGUUUUUGUGUAUGAUGUAUCAUAGUUGUAUAUUUCCAAUAUUCUGUUUAUUUGAGGGAGAAUGAGGUCUGCACUUAGCAGGUCCAGUUUGCUCUGCUCAGCUUUAUAAGACGGUACAGAAGAGGAGAGUUUCUAGGACUGCUGUUCUCAGUUGUACAUAGUUGUUUAGUUUCAGUCAAUGGCCAGUACUUUAAAACGAUUACCAUA